AUGACUAAAUUUAUUGGUUGCAUUGAUUUGCAUAAUGGAGAAGUUAAGCAAAUUGUUGGUGGCUCAUUAACAGAAGGUAAAUCCAAUAAUGAAUUAAAGACAAAUUUCGUUUCUCAAUAUUCAUCGUCUCAUUAUGCCAAGUUAUAUAAGGAUAACAAUGUUGAAGGCUGUCAUGUUAUCAAGUUAGGUCCAAAUAAUGAUAAUGCGGCAAUGGAGGCCCUAAAGGCCGCACCAGGGUUCUUACAAGUUGGUGGUGGUAUUAAUGAAGACAAUUGUAAAGAAUGGUUACGAUAUGCUAGUAAAGUUAUUGUCACCAGUUGGCUUUUCGAUUUGGAUGGAAAAUUUCUAAUUGAUAGGUUGGAACGGAUAUCGCAUCUAUGUGGCAAGGAUCGUUUAGUUGUAGAUUUAAGUUGUAGAAGAACUAAAGAUGGUAGGUGGGUAGUUGCAAUGAAUAAAUGGCAAAAAUUGACUGAUUUGGAAUUGAACACGGAUACAUUCCAAUCUUUGAGUAAAUUCACUGAUGAAUUUCUUAUUCAUGCGGCAGAUGUAGAAGGAUUAUGUCGAGGAAUUGAUGAAGAACUAGUAGAACAAUUGUAUAAAUGGACUAAAGACGUUGCCAACAACAAAUUAAAAAUUGUUUACGCAGGAGGUGCUAAAAGUAUCGAGGAUUUAAGUUUGGUGAAUGAUUUAAGCCAUGGUAAGGUGGAUUUAACCUACGGAAGCUCGUUAGAUAUUUUUGGUGGUAAAUUAGUUAGGUUCGAUGACUGUUGCUCAUGGAAUCAAACACAUUAA
Molecule: messenger RNA, 792 nt
Organism: Naumovozyma castellii
Lineage: Eukaryota; Fungi; Ascomycota; Saccharomycetes; Saccharomycetales; Saccharomycetaceae
Gene: HIS6
Product: 1-(5-phosphoribosyl)-5- ((5-phosphoribosylamino)methylideneamino)imidazole-4-carboxamide isomerase HIS6
Exons: 1
Coding region: 1-792 (263 amino acids)
Source: RefSeq, a predicted model, not a curated record